This is a messenger RNA of Penicillium antarcticum, 1824 nucleotides long. RefSeq lists its product as uncharacterized. Lineage: Eukaryota; Fungi; Ascomycota; Eurotiomycetes; Eurotiales; Aspergillaceae. The coding region runs from base 1 to 1824 and encodes 607 amino acids. The record is from RefSeq and is a predicted model, not a curated record. The transcript is spliced from 2 exons. Gene Ontology annotation, cellular component: TORC1 complex; fungal-type vacuole membrane.
AUGCCGACCUCAAAUACCACGUCCUCCCCAGUCAAGCGCCCCGGUCUCGGCCGCCGUGCAGUAUCCUCUCAUGCAGUCGUCACGCGCGCCAACCCGAAUGACCUGUCGGAGUCUCACACGCAGAAGGCGCCCGUGCAUCAUAAGGCACACCGCGCCCAUGUCGUUGGUGGCCACCGCAAUCAUCACCGAAACCCUUCCGUCGGAAAAAACCUGACCAAGCUCCAAAGAUUCCAGCUUGCCCAGCUUGGUCCCGAAACUACUGGUCGUCAUCACCAGCGCAAGAAGUCUGCGCCCGCCACUCCGAUAGCGAGCCCCAAAGAAGGCGGACAUAUUCGUUGGGAUAAUGUUGUCGAUAAUCACCCCACCGCUCCUUCUAUGAAGAGAAACUACUCGACCCCUGCCUUGCGCCGGAAUAACUCGGCAGUAGGAAAGAAAGCGCUGGUGACCGAAAGACCCCAUUCCAGUGCGGCAAAGAAGAAGACGGUCGGCUUCGAGUUGGGUGACGACGACGACGUCGAGGUCGACGACGCUGAUUGGGAAGAUACCACCCAGUCACCCGAAAGUACGCGGCGUAACUCUGUCGUGCCAUCUAAUCACAGCGCUGAUAACACCACUAUUCUCGUCGAUCCCCUUACAUUUGUGAAACGCCCCUACCCUCAAAUUGCUCGGGCGACCAGUCUACCAGAAUCGAUCACAAGCAAGUUCGCUCGGGAACGUGCUGAACUAGAAGAAAGCCAGAAUCAGGAGGAAGACGAGGAUCAUCACGACUCGGACAACGACUCCGAGAACUCUAGCCAACACACCGAGCAAGGUGAUAUCGCAACCCGCCUUCUCAGCCCCUCUCACUCGGCCAAAGCACCUCCCGCCAUGUCUUCGAUAUCGGCGAUGGUCAAGCCGGCGGCUAAGGAUCCCGCAUCGCGCAGCAGCGCAUCUCUCAAUUUGGCUGCUGGUCAGGAAAGCGCUCGUCGCACUUAUUCUACCGCUAACAUGGCCAGCAUGCCUGGCUCACACCCUAACGCUACCUCAUCCUCUAUGGAAGGCGGUGUCUCGCGAUUCAUCAUGAACAACAAGAACAGUAUCCAAGCAUCAUCUCGUACUGAUUCUGACCCAAACACCCCAUCUUCAUUCCUCCCGCACUACCACCCUCAAACUCCCCCUUCUCCUGGUCGCGCUCCCGGCAAAUCCACUGCUUCUCCUGCGCGCCCACGUGGUGCCGACUUGCCUUCUCGCACACAGCAGAAGCUCUGGCUUCAGCGCACUGCCACUCUCAACAACUCCCCCCUGAUAGCCACGGAGUUCCCCCUUCGACUGCCCCGUCAACACCGUGGGUUGGCCAGCGGCGGGCGAGCUGGAGGCGCAGGGCAUGACGGUGAAACUCGGCACAUUCGCAAGGCGUACGAGAAAACAUCCCUAGAACUCACUGUUGUGCGACGCUUCCAAUCUCCUGCCGGGGAGAGUUUCGCCCGGCUUCGUCAUGUUGCCCGCGCAGCAAAGGUUGCACAGACUUCAUCAGCGCUCGGCAAGCCAGUCAAGUCAGCCCCCUCUUUGCCUCUACUUCAACAAGGCAAGCGUCCCAGUCGCCUCAGCUCAAGUCCUGCAUCCAAGCCAGUGACUCGUAACCCAACCGAUGCGGAGGAUCUAGCCAACGGCAACCCUGCCAAGCCUGCCAAGUCCAAUGAUCCUUCUGCUCGCAUCCUCUCCACUUCCGCCGAAGCCUCACGGGAUCUCACCGGUGAGAACGAAGUUGAAGACUACCAGGUCAACGACGUCGAAAUGAUGAUUCGUCGGAUCUGGGAAAGCCGAGAAGUAGCCACGCACGGCUAA